AUGUCGCCAAAACAUACUACUAAUACACCAACGCCCGCCACUGCAAACACGGGACACAUCACCAAGCCCGCCCCGCUGCAGAAUAGCUAUACCUCCGACCCCAGUCUGCGCAGGAUUCUAGAGUGGUAUCUCCCUUCCAAGCACCUAAGCACGCUCGAACCCCAGCUCGUCCGGCUCGGUGGCGAGGCCGUCUCUGAGCAGAUCCGCGAGUGGAGCGCCGACGCCGAAAAGAACCAGCCGUACGUUAAGGGCCAUAAUGUUUGGGGGGAGCGAUAUGAUGUGGAUAAAUUGGUUACGAGUGAGGGGUGGAAGAGGCUAGGGAAAUGGGGUGGUGGACACGGUGUUGUCGCGCUGGGAUAUGAACCUACGUACGGUCGCGAGAGAAGACUUGCGCAGUACGCAGUCAACUACCUAUACUCGCCCUCCUCCGGCCUCGCCUCGUGCCCGAUCAGCAUGACCGACGGCGCCGCCCUAAUCCUCACGCAGGAGAUAGCAAGGAAGAAACUCCCUCCGUCCCAUCCAUUCCAGAAGACAUUAGCCCACCUUCUCUCCCGCGGCGACGACCUCUGGACCUCCGGACAGUGGAUGACGGAGCGUGCCGGUGGAAGCGAUGUCCAGAAUACAGAGACAUGGGCAUUCCACUCUCCGCUUACACUGGACACAGACACAACAGCAGCAGUGACGCCCAACGAUGUCGAUGGUGGCGAAUAUCUUAUCCGCGGGUUCAAGUUCUUCUCGUCAGCAACAGACGCGAAUGUCUCUCUUUUGCUCGCAAAGACAAGCACAUCAGGGAAGUUAAGCACAUUCCUGGCACCACUCCGAACCACCCGGAAAGACGACCAAGGAGGUGGUAUCAAGGAAGUAACAAACGGCGUCCGCAUCCACAGACUCAAAAACAAACUCGGCACGAAAGAGCUCCCCACCGCGGAACUCGAACUUCAUGACAUGCGCGCCCACAUUGUCGGCGACCUCGACAAGGGCGUGCAGACUAUUGCACCUUUAUUGAAUAUCACGCGCGCCCAUACAUUCAUCGGCUCGCUAGGCGGGUGGCGACGGGCGAUUAGCAUCGCAAAGGGCUUUUCGAGGGCGCGCACAACGGUCGGAGAGCCACUGUGGCUUAUCCCUAUGCACUUGAGACUUACUGCGGAUAUGGAGGGGCGACAUCGGGCAGCGAUGGAGGUCGGGUUUUUCACGGUCGCUGUGAUGGGUGUUGUUGAGAAUGGGGGCGUUGCUGGUACUUCUGGCGCUGGGUCGAAGUUGGAGCAUCUCCCCAAGCCUGGGAACGAGGCGACUGUUGUUUUCCGGUGCUUGACGGCCCUGGCGAAGGCUGUUGUGAGUAAGAUGACGAUUAUUGGCAUCCAGGAGUGUCAGGAGGCGAUGGGGGGUGUCGGGUAUAUGGAUGAGGCGGACGAGCCGGAGUUUAAUAUCUCGCGGAUUCUGAGGAACAGUCUUGUCAAUUCGAUCUGGGAGGGGACGACGAAUGUGCUUGCGAGUGAGUUUGUCAGGGUUCUGGUGAGAGGGGAUAAUUUCUCUGUCUUUGCUGGGUGGGUUGAGCGUGUGCUGGGGUUGCUAGGGGCUGGUGAACUCAGGGAUGCUCUAACUGAAGCCUGGGGGGUGUUUAAGGGGAAGGUUCAGUCGAUGCAGGAGUCGAUGCUUCUGGCUGAUGGACGACGAGCGAUGUUUAGCUUUGCGUGGAUCUUGAAUGGGCUGUUGUUGGUGUUGGAUGCGCAGAGGGAUGGGGAUGCUGUUACCAACGAGAUUGCGCAGAGGUGGGUGCUGCAGGGGGAGCUUGGGGUUGGGGAUACAGCCUGGAGAGAUGUUGUUUACCCUCGCAAGACCAACGAAGUGUCUGAAGAGACAGUCCGGUGGGAUUGUCGCAUUGCCUGGGGAGAGGAGCUCCCUGCAGUGGCAUCAGGGCACCGUUCGAUGAAGCUCUAA
Molecule: messenger RNA, 1938 nt
Organism: Aspergillus puulaauensis
Lineage: Eukaryota; Fungi; Ascomycota; Eurotiomycetes; Eurotiales; Aspergillaceae
Exons: 4
Coding region: 1-1938 (645 amino acids)
Molecular function (GO): oxidoreductase activity, acting on the CH-CH group of donors
Source: RefSeq, a predicted model, not a curated record